Molecule: messenger RNA, 5964 nt
Organism: Mizuhopecten yessoensis (Yesso scallop)
Lineage: Eukaryota; Metazoa; Mollusca; Bivalvia; Pectinida; Pectinidae
Product: serine/threonine-protein kinase stk11-like
Exons: 9
Coding region: 97-1350 (417 amino acids)
Biological process (GO): regulation of cell growth; protein phosphorylation; intracellular signal transduction
Cellular component (GO): cytoplasm
Molecular function (GO): protein kinase activator activity; ATP binding; protein serine/threonine kinase activity
Source: RefSeq, a predicted model, not a curated record
UUUGACAAAACAAUAUGGAGUCUGCAGUCCGUAGAGUCAAAUUAAAAACGUUGUAAUGAGUUUUUCGGUGGAUAGUUUCGCCUAUUUCCAGCAGCUAUGGCAGAUGGAGACAUGGUGCCGCAAGCGAUGACGCUUGUUGAGGAUGAGUAUCCCCAUGUCCGCAUGGAUCCUUUCAUAUCCAUCAUGGAAGAUCCAGAUGAAGUGCCAUUUAUUAUCCAUCGGGUUGACUCCAACGAAAUCGUGUAUCAGCCUCGUCGGCGGAAAGCUAAACUGAUAGGAAAAUAUCUGAUGGGUGAUAUGCUAGGCGAAGGAUCUUACGGAAAAGUCAAAGAAUGUAUUGACACGGAAAGCUUAUGUCGACGUGCUGUCAAAAUCUUAAAAAGGAGGAAAUUGAGAAAGAUUCCAAAUGGAGAACAAAAUGUUCAAAGAGAAAUUCAAUUACUAAAGAGACUUCAGCAUCGUCAUGUUAUAAGACUUCUUGAUGUUCAUGUCAAUGACGAGAAGCAGAAAAUGUACCUGAUUAUGGAGUACUGUGUUUGUGAACUCCAGGAGAUGCUGGAGAGUACCAAAGACAAGAAAUUUCCUAUCUGUCAGUCACACAAUUAUUUUGGUCAGCUGGUUGAGGGUCUAGAAUAUUUGCAUGGACAGGGCAUUGUACACAAAGACAUCAAGCCAAGUAACUUGCUUCUGACCACAGACGAGACCUUGAGGAUAACAGACCUGGGAGUGGCAGAGAAACUGGACAUGUUUGCAGAAGAUGACACUUGUAGAACCAGCCAAGGAUCUCCAGCGUUCCAGCCCCCUGAGAUCGCUAAUGGACUUGAGACAUUUGUCGGCUUCAAAGUGGAUGUGUGGGCUAGUGGUGUUACAUUAUACAACAUGACUACUGGUCUCUAUCCAUUUGAGGGUGACAAUAUUUAUAGAUUAUUUGUAAAUAUUGGGAAGGGGGAAUAUACCAUUCCAGACACAUUAGACUCACUGUUGUCAAAUCUUCUAACAGGCAUGCUACAAACUGAACCAGAGAAGAGGCUAGGUAUCCAACAGAUAAAAAGACAUGACUGGGUAAUAAAGAAACUGUCAAGGACGCCGGACUAUGUCCCCUUCCCCCCGUCCGGAGAGGAGGGUGAUGUUUACCGUAGCAUGAGCGUAGUACAGUACCUGGAGGACCUGCACUCUGGCUCGCCCAGUGAUGAUGAAGAGUAUGACGACUCACAGAUCUUCUCAGAUAAUAUUCCCUAUUCAGCUAACAACAAUGCCCAACCAGUGGUAAAAGAAAACACCAUUCCAGAGCAUAAACACAAGAAGAAGCGAGCCAAGUCUGGGUUGCUGGCCUCCUGUAAACAGUCCUGAUUAGCUGCCCUGGAUGUAGGCUCCUUCUUGAUUGGUUGGAAAAGGCUGAACGGUUCUGAUUGAUGGAAAGAGAAAGACUAUAUAUCAUUUCUACUAGUGCAUUUGAAAUGUGCUUGGGUGUGUGUUGACUGUGUGUGUGAAGUGCCGGUGCUGGUGUGAGAGGAGGGUCAGAACAUUUUUAAAUGGAAGUAUUCAGAGCAUGACUUUAAGGUGUGAAAGGGAGUGAGAUGAUAGUGAUAUUGUACCCACAAGUGGUAUCAAGACUAAAAACCCUUAAGCAUGGAAGAUGGAAGAUGUGUAGCUGGGAUUUGUCAUAACUCAUUUCAUUGUAAUCAGGGUCAAAUCAACAAAAGCCAGGUUAGCCCAGCACUGUUAUCAGAUAUUUUGAAUUUCGUUCACCUUUCUGAUUUUUCACUGAAUUAUGAAUACCAGAUUUUGGCCUAAAGUUGUAUACAAUUUUUUUUGUCUACUGUGUAACCUUGCAGAAUUUUUGGAAACAUUCAAUUUUGACCCAGUUUUUAGUAGCUAUAUUGAGCAUCUAAUAUGAAGUGAAAAAACUGGUUUAUAUUUCAACAGCUUUACACAGUGUGAAGGGUAUUUAGUUAAAUUGAAAAAAAUGUCAGGUUGUAACAUUAAUAUGUUGUUAAUAUCACUUUUCACCUUAUUUAUAAGUAAGUGUCAAAUAUUCUUAAAAAACUUAAAAUGUAUCUGGUAAAACAGUGGUGAGCUAGGCCUGUUUUUGGUGAUUUGAUCCAGGAGAACUUCAUGCUCUUUGUAAGCAGAUAUGAUUUUGUGAUGAAAUGUCAGGUUUUAUUAUGCAUCUGUAGGUCUGGAUGUCUCAAAUAUUCAUUCUCAUCAGUGUAUGUCUGUUUUGUCUGACGUUAACCUGCGGGCCUUCUAGUAGAAUAGGACAACCAGCCAGACUGGUUCAAUAAGUAAAUGGAUCGAUGAAAUCUUUAUCGUGUUUCUUUGAUAUUCAUUCUGAGUGCUUGUAAAAGAUCCCUCUGACAGAAUAAUGGCCUACACAUACUGACAAAUAGUACAAAGCAUCCUCAAAGAGGAAUGAUACUCUUGAAAUUGGUCCAUUCCAAUUAAAGCUGGUCGAAAUGGUUACACUUUUCUAAUGGGAGGCACACAGUGUAUACAUGAUAAGUGAGCAUUUUUAACCCAUUGAACGACAAACUACGGCAGAUUUUGUGAAUACUAUUGUAAAGUUACCUCGUUGGUGGGAAUACUCAUUGAUGCAGUUGAUCAUAAUAUUGUUGUAUUUUUACCCAAAGUGCAUUCAGCUAGCUUGGCAUCUGAUCAGGUAGCAUUUUCAUAUUUUAAUCCACAACUCUCUAAAGGAAAAUAUUAUUCGAAGGGAUCCCCGGUCAUCAAAGAAAUUUCAAAGUCUUUCCUGCAUGAUCUCAUAUUCAAGGUGAUAAACUUGUGACAGCAAUUGCCCAUUUGAAAAGAUGCGUGGCUACCCUUUUCUUUCCCUGUUCACAAAAGGCAGAUGGACCAAACAAAUAAUCAGGAAUGAUACAAAUGUCUCAGGUUAUCAGAGUAGAUGACAAAGAUUGCUCAAAGUAGCAGUAUUUUGUUUUCUUGACCUGCCAAUAUUCAUGUAGAUCUGCUGUUAAAACCAAUUCACUUUGCUUUGUGACUGAAGUAUAAAGAAGUUACUGUGGAUUUUGCUGGAUAUGUAACAGAUUUGAAACUGGUUUUACAUUAAUUGGGAAUAGUCUAUAAUUUUGGAAAGCAGGUUUCAUGCAAUUUCUUUGUCCAUGAAGGAAAUGCGAAGGAUAGAGAAUCUACAAUAAGUUCUGGAUUAACUGUGGUCAUUUUCCUGUGAUGGUGAUUUCUGUUGGUCAAUUCAUUAUUGUCUUGUGUUCUGUAAGACAUUGUGUCCAAGCUUUAUACUAAAAACAACUAGCUAAAUUGAAGCAUAUUAUUAUCAACUGUCGUCUGCUACAAUCUGCAGCUAUUCUUCCUCGUCUGUGUGUCCUUCUACACAGCCAUGGCCAUUAAAUAAUCGCAAAAAUUAGCGAAUUUUUUUUCUUUUGUUUUCUUUUGCAACAACUUCCCAGUUCUGUUAUCUGCCUGUUGGCAUUGCAAUUUUGAAUUGUCAAAUUUUUCAUUUUCACUUAUGUUGUAAGUUUUCAAUUGUUAUAACCUGCAAUUAUUUGAUUUGCUGAUAAAUACUUAUUUGAACAUUCUGUGGAUCUUUUCAGUUAUAGAAUGUUAUGUAUAUGUAUACCAAAUACAUCCAAGAGGUUGAAAAUUGUAUACCUGAUAACGGUUAAGACCAAAUGAACCUGCACACAAAGCACUAGCUUUAUAUAGAAAUGGCGUGAAUUCAAACAAUUUCUUUGGAAUGUAAAAAUGAAAUGAAUUUGAUCUCAGUUGUGUUUAAACAGCUUUAGCAGUUUGAAGAAAGUGAUAUAUUUAAGCUUUUGUAACAUGAGCAUGCACAUAUAACUGCUGAAAUACAAUUAAUCCUGUUGUGUCACGAUUACUUUUUGAAAGGCAGGACAUUCGGGCCAAAUAGGUGGCGACAUCCAGCCAUUUCUCUGUGUCGCUGGAAUAUAAUUAUAAAUACUGUUUGUAAUUCUAUGAUCAUAUGCUGGCAAAAAUAAUUGUUUCGUGAAUUUGUCUAAUUUAACCCCUUAGAGAUAACGGAGACUAGAGGUUGAUUUGAUGAGAUUCAGUCCUUCACUGUCCUGUCCGUCAUGUGCUAUUUUAUCAGAAAGUAUCGACACUUUUAUAUGUUUUUAACUGGCUGAGUGCUUGUAACCGUCUCAACUGUUGUUUAAUAAUUUAACAGGCUUAUACAUUGAUCUGUCGGUGAACACUUUGUAUUCCGAUGAGAGUUCAACUCGUUCUCCAGCAGUAAUGUUGGUAAACUGGUCACAUCUCAAAAAUACAGAAUACAGUGUAUAAUUUUUCAUUAUUUUACCAUCAGAACAUUUUGAAAAAAUGUUCAGUUCAAUUCUGUACACAUGAACAACAUAUUCUGAAUAUGUACAAUUUCUAAUUAUUUAACAAUUGUAGAUUUACAAGUUAAGACUCGCCUGUAUUGAUCCCAGAUGCAGUUAUAUACAACUAUUAGAGAAUGGUACUAAAUGUGUAUUAAAUAUGUUUGUAACGUCAUCGCCAUUACUAUCAUCACCAUUGUCAUUGUCAUAGAACAUUACGGUCCUAUAGUUAUUCAAAGUCUGGAAAUGGUUUAGGUCGAGUUUUUUGUAAAUCGUACAAGUAUAGUUUAAUCAAGGUCUAGAUCACAUGUUUUUCGUAGCACAUGCAAAAACUAGACUCUUCAUGCGACAGUCUCCGAAAAAGCUGUGUUUGGAAAUUCACCUUCACUGUUGAAACAGGCUUUGUAAAACCCAAGACUAUUAUGAAUCUAUACUGUACAUAUUCCAUAGGUCAUGACCUCUUUUAGAAGGAGAUGUGAUGUACUCGGUACAGCUGCAUCCUGGGAAAUGUGUUGUACUCCUUAUGUAUGACACCAUCCUCGUAACUGCACUAAGUGUAUUUAAAUACACACUAUUUUGUUUAUAAAAUUGAAGAAGGUACUGUGAUGUCGGUAAACUGUGAUUUUGUUCUUGUUACUGUUUUUAAUGAAUGGCAUUCCUAGAGUAGUUUGGUGUCCUUUGGUGCACACAGCCUUGUUAUCCCCCACAGACCACAGUGGACUGGUCCAUGCCAAAGUCAAGACUAUUCUAUUAUGGUUGGCAGGGGUUAGCUACACCUGAAAUAACCUAACUAAGCAGUUUGGAGUAGUCUACUGAGGUAAUUGGGGGAUUUUAACCCAUUGAACCACUUGUACAGAAAUAAAGAAAUGAUCUGAUCUAGAGCUGUAACUUGGUCCGUCGUUCUGGUUAAAACAGAUGGUGGGUUGAGUUAUAAUGCUAACUACCCUUAAAAACAACAAUGGACUAUUUUAUAGAGAUCAGUUGACGAGAAAGUUGUGGUAGGUUGAAAUACCAUAAAAUGAAGAAGAAAAUUCCAGCAAGAGUUGACGUCUGUUUAAACAAUAUAUACUUUUAUGCAUUUAAUAGAAGAUAACAGUCGAUUAGAGGAAUUGUUUUUCUCAUAAUGAUGAAUAUGCUCAGUUUUGAAAUAAUUGUAUAUUAAAAAAAAACAUGAGCCGAAGUACCGGGCAAGUGGUAAGACACUCCUGUCUAUCAUUAUAACUUGAUGUGUAUAGAUAUUAUUGUAGCGUAGGUAGGAAACAUUUAUAACAAAUUGAUUUACAGAUGAAAGAAGUAUAUAGCUGUCAUCUGUAAGCUUCUCUGGCUUGGUGUCCACAAUUACACUGGACGGGUUACAUUGGGGCUGAUUACAUUGUAAUGUAACGGCCAAUUACAACAUAUUGUUUUGUAAUACCCUCAAUUACACCUACAGAAAUAGAUUGCAAUUACAAUGUAUUGGUCUUGAAUACAAUGUGUUGGUCUUGAAUACAAUGUACUGGUCUUGAAUACAAUGUACUGGUCUUGAAUACAAUGUACUGGUCUUGAUUACAAUGUAUUGGUCUUGAUUAUAAUUGGUCUGGUAUCAAACUACAUUUCCUCAGUACACCUCUACUUAAUUAUAAAAUUGGAACCAAAUAAAUUUUAAUAGAAUAAA